AUGUCUCAGCCUGUUCAUGAAAGUGAUUGUGUGAAGAUCAGAAGCUCCAGAGCAGCUGCAGUGUGUUUGGUGCUGCUGUGUGUUCUUCUGCUGACUGCAGUCAUAGUGCUGUGUGUCCACAUCCAUACAAAGAGCUCAAACUACACACCAGAGACACACCAGCUACUAACUAACAUCACCAACCUCACACAAGAGAGAGACCAGCUACUAACCAUGAUUACCAACCUCUCAGAAGAGAGAGAUGGGCUGAAAAUAAAGACCAAAAACCUGACCAAUGAGAGAGAGCAGCUACUAAACAAGAACAUGGCCUUGACAAAUGAAAGGGAUGAAUUAACUAAAGAAAGAGACCAGUUCAAUCAGGAGAGAAAUGAACUGUGGAAGAUGCUCAAUGAAAUGGGUGGAUAUAUUUAUCAAUCCAGUCUUUACUUCAUUUCCUCUGAGGAGAGGAACUGGGCUGAGAGCAGAAGAUACUGUACAGAGAGAGGAGCAGAUCUGAUCAUCAUAAACAACAGAGAGGAACAAGAGUUUGUUAGAAAGAUAUCUGGAUGACGCUGGAGUCUGGAUUGGUCUGACUGACAGUGAUGUGGAGGACAGAUGGAAAUGGGUUGAUGGCACCACACUGACCUCUGGGUGAGAAAUCACUGAAUUAAACUGAUUAUUCUCUAAUAAAUGAUCAUAUCUCACAGUCAGUAUCAUAUCACACAGGAAGCAGCACUGAACAUCUAAUGCUGAUCUGUUCUUUCAGGAUCUGGGAGUCUGGAGAGCCUAAUGGAUAUGAAAGAGAGAACUGUGCUGUGUUAUAUUCAUCAGGGUGGCAUGAUUAUCCCUGUAAUAAAGCUUUUAAAUUUAUCUGUGAGAAAAAUAUUUAAAAAAAAGAAAGAAAAAAAAGAAAAGAGCAAUUAAAUUAAAUAUAUUUGUGAAGUGUGUUGUAACUGUGUCAAGUUUCUUAAUAUUCUCACCAUAGAUGUAAAUAAUGGCAGUAACUACUGUAUCGGGUCAGUGAGUAAAGUUCAUGAGGACAUCUUAUCACAAUAAACACAUUAUUUAACAUUAUUUAUUAACAUAUUUAAUAAAGUCCAAACAAUGAGUUCAGUCAAAUAUAACCAACAGUAGCUUGAACUCAGACCUCAAAAGUAUUAGCUUUGAUGAAGACAAAGACUGAACAUUAAACCUUUAGAUGACACACAGCUCAAAUACUGAAGAUUGACCAGAUCAAUACAGUGAGAGACACAGAUAACAUGCAGUCACUGAAACAAUGUUCAUGCGUCAACUUUAACAUUUAGUGUUGAAACAAUGGUGAGAUUUCAACAAAAUCAUCAGUGGGAAUCUCAGUGAAUCAACAUUACACUAUGAUUGAUUGUACAUCACUGCUACUGAAUCAAUAUUGAAAUGAACAAAAAUAAUCAAUGGUAAAUACUGAUUGAUCAGUGUUAAUGUGAUGUUGAUUCAAAGUCACUUACACCGUAUUAAUAUUUCAGCAACACUUCAGUAAUGCGUCAACAAAUUCCUGACCAUUUUAAAAAUGUGGAAAACCUUUUAAAAUAUAAAUGACGCCUUUCCAGCAAUUUAGUCAAUUUAUUUUAUUUGACAGUUUAACACAAUCAAUGACAAAAUGAUGUGCAAAAAGGACAAAAGCAUCACAACCUUUAAAAAAUCAUUAAUUUCAGAAGUCUAAUGUCAUCAUUACAAGAGCUCCAAUGAUUCAAGAUCUGGUUUGCAUCAGAAAACUGCCUCUUUUCCUGUUGGUUAAAGAAUAAAAGAAACCAUGAUGUUACUCAAUUCAGUUGGCAUAGAUAGUCACAUUCAGGAAUAUUAAUAUAUUAAACACAAUAUGAUUCACUUUUUAUAAAAACAGAAUAUUCUAACUCUAUUUAUAAUACUGUUCAAUUUCGUAUAUAUUUAAUCUAUAUAUCUACAAUUGUGCUGUUCUCUAUGAACAUUUUGCAUUUAGUCUAUUAACUAGUUGUAGUAGAGUGACCCCUUCUGUUCAAAGUGGGGUAUUGCAUAUAAUUAAGUCCUUAUAUGAUGACAUCACUAAUGUGAGACAAGUUUCAGCAGCCUAGAAGAGAUACAGCAACGGCCGGAAGUGAGGCAAAAUUUCAUAAUAAAAUAACAGUAAAUUAAUUUGCUACUUAUCAGAUUGUAUUUUAUUAACGACUACACCUACCCCAACCCUAAACUUACCCUUAAAAUACUGCAAAUACAGUUAUUAAAUUAAAUAAAUAAAUAUUAAAAUGUCCAGUGGCCGUAGCUGUAUCCCUUCUAGUCUUUACCAAGAGCAUGUAGUCAUGGCUAUUGCUGCUUGAUUUAAGUUGAUUUGAAGGCACUUUUGGUACUAUGUAGAUAUUGCUACAUUAUAAUUCCUGUGCUUAUUUACUUUAAAUUGUUAUAUCUUAUAAGCCAGAUGUUAAAUUUUCCUGAUUAUUUACUCACCUCCAUGUCAUCCAAG
Molecule: messenger RNA, 2449 nt
Organism: Megalobrama amblycephala (Wuchang bream)
Lineage: Eukaryota; Metazoa; Chordata; Actinopteri; Cypriniformes; Xenocyprididae
Product: C-type lectin domain family 10 member A-like
Exons: 4
Coding region: 1-549 (182 amino acids)
Source: RefSeq, a predicted model, not a curated record